GCUUUUUCCACAGUCUUGGGGUGUGUCGUAUUUUAAUCUACUUCGAUACAAUCGGCAAGUGUUAAAAAUAAACAGGCGUCGCCACCUGGUGGGAGCACACAAAUCGUGCCUGCCAUGAACAGGCGCCACAACCAAAGCCAACUGCAGGACGACGAGCGCCAUGGCAGUACAGGACAGCAUCAUUACGAUCACGCCCGGAAACACGUCGGCGGCGGCCAACGACAUUGUCGAGUGGCGCGAAACCGAAUUCGUCGGGCGCCCUACGGACGACAAGGACUCGGAAGAGUACGAGGAAGUGCUCCAGCGCAAGCGCCGCAACCGCAUCCUCGCCAUCUUUGCCGCCGGCCUUCUCGUCGUUGGCGUCGCCAUUGGUGUCAUCGUUGCUGCCACUGGUAGCUCAUCGGAUGCGAGCCAAAGCUCGGGUCUUGCUCCGUCGACGCCCGUGGCCACGACGCCAGCGCCGGCCGAGGUGACGGUCGGAGGGACCGCGCCCGGCGCCGUCCCAGAUCUUGUAUCAAUGACACCAUUCCCGACAAACGUGACUGCUCCUGAGGCGACAAACGCCACAACGCCUGUCCCGACGACGGCCUCCACCGGCAAGCUCGAGUCCGAAGAUGUGACGCCGGCGCCGACGACCACCGAGGCGCCGACGCCUGCCCCGACGCCUGCCCCGACCCCGGCUCCCACACCUGCGCCAACCCCCGCCCCGACGCCUGCGCCGACACAAGCCCCGGCGCCCGCACCAAUCGCGGCCAGCGUCUACCGCAUCAAGAACGGCUGCGACAAGCCGCUUGACCUGUGGUGGCGCACGCAGCCGUAUGCCGACCACAACACGCAGCUCGCUGGCGGUGCUCACAAGGACUUUGGCGUUGUUGACUUUGGCGCUGGCAACGUCAUGUUCAAGAGCGGCGCUGGCCAGGACGCGACGCUUUUUGAAGGCAAGCUCGCCGGCGGCAAGGUGUGGUACGAUAUUUCGACGAUCCCGAACGACUGUGGCGCGUCGUGGGACUUCUGCACCGGCAAGGGCAAGGGCUUUAACGUUGGUAUGACGGUCGAAGUUGUCAACCCAAGCGGUGGCCCUAGCUGCAAGAACCUCAGUUGCAUGUACAAGGGCUGCUCUGAUGCGUACCAAGUGCCCAACGACAAGCAGACGUGGGUCUGCAGCGCGUCGUCCUCGUACAUUGUCACCAUUUUUUGCUAAGGACCCAGACCCUCACAGUAUACUCCUCGCGGUACGCGCAACACCGUGCUAGAUAAAAUCGUUUUGAUACUGUGUCAUUUCGUUCAAAACAUGCUGUCUUUGUGAGGAACAAAGGCACUGCAAG
Messenger RNA from Saprolegnia diclina VS20, 1325 nucleotides. RefSeq lists its product as hypothetical. The transcript has a single exon. Lineage: Eukaryota; Oomycota; Saprolegniomycetes; Saprolegniales; Saprolegniaceae. The record is from RefSeq and is a predicted model, not a curated record. The coding region runs from base 161 to 1201 and encodes 346 amino acids.